AUGGAUCAUCUGGGACCAUUUCCGAGAAACUCCAAAGGACACGAACACAUAUUCGUGAUCGUCGACUCAUUCACGAAAUUUACCAUCAUCCGCGCAGUGAAAAGCACUGCCACCAAAUAUGUUAUACAGACGUUACAAGAAGUAACAAGCUACGUGGGAAUGCCUGGUCGUAUUAUCUCCGACCGAGGAACUGCUUUUACUUCGAAAGUUUUCCAGACAUUUUGUAAAGACAACAACGUGAAACAUGUUCUUAUUGCAGUCCGAACACCACGUGCAAAUGGCCAUGCCGAGCGCACAAACCGCAUCAUCUUGUCUAUGUUGUUACUAUCUACCGAUAACGAAAGACGAUGGGACGACAAGUUACGCCAGGUGCAAUGGAGCAUCAAUACGAUGACCAACAAGACAACUGGAUAUACUCCAUGCCAGCUUCUGUAUGGAUACACACCACGCGACAUAUUGCAAAACCAGCUCAUCCAAACGCUUCAGGAUGAUCAAGCUGACACAUUAACCGACACCGACUUACAACAACUAAGGGCUACAGCCGCUACCCGAAUCGAUGAUGUGAGAGCGCAAGCUAAACGACGAUACGAUGCUCGGCAUGCUAGUCCAAAGAUCUACAAACAAGGUGACCUAGUACUAACAACGAACGAGCCGACAAGUACAGGUACCUCCCGGAAAUUAGAACCCCGUUACAAAGGACCAUUCGUAAUCCGCGAGGUCCUUCCAAACGACCGGUAUGUGAUCGAAGAUUUACCACAUGCCCAGCGAACGCAACGCCAUUACACAUCAGUAUUCGCAUCAGGUCAGCUAAAACUUUGGUGUACAUUACCACCUGAUGAUUUCGACGACGAUGACCCUACGGGCGACACUUCGGGCGGCACUUCGGGCGAGGGCGCUCCGAAAGGUCAGGAAAGCCGACUGUAA
This is a messenger RNA of Rhagoletis zephyria (snowberry fruit fly), 924 nucleotides long. RefSeq lists its product as uncharacterized. NCBI's taxonomy places the organism in Eukaryota, Metazoa, Arthropoda, Insecta, Diptera, Tephritidae. Gene Ontology annotation, biological process: DNA integration. Gene Ontology annotation, molecular function: nucleic acid binding. The record is from RefSeq and is a predicted model, not a curated record.